Molecule: messenger RNA, 453 nt
Organism: Desarmillaria tabescens
Lineage: Eukaryota; Fungi; Basidiomycota; Agaricomycetes; Agaricales; Physalacriaceae
Exons: 6
Coding region: 98-418 (106 amino acids)
Source: RefSeq, a predicted model, not a curated record
CGCGUAGUUGCUGGCAGCCACAGCGCAUGGUUCGCUAUGUCAGGGCUGUGGACCCGGCCGUUCCUUAUUGGGACCUGGCGCCGGUAACACCACCACCAUGUUACAAAAAGCGCGAGGCGCUGAGGAGCUGUCGUUUCUCUUUACAUUACGGCUUAUUGUAUCACAAAGCCUACUUCACUCAUGCUAUCGGUCGGAUAAGUACUACAGUGGUUUUGUCCCCCCAUCACUCUCGAAACCUUGGCUUCUGGAUGGCUUAUAUAUUUUUCAACUCCUUCGGAAAGAUCGGAACUUUGAUUGUUUGCCAAUGGUGCAGCUUAAACAUCUUGCUUUCCCCGUCUCGCCCGCAUUUGUGCUCAGAACCACAUAUUUUGCCUUCUCCCGAGAUGGAGGCUUUCUACUCUCUCGACGGGUGUCCUAAUCCUUGCCGCCAUCUAUUUUUACUUUCCGAGAUAU